This is a messenger RNA of Eruca vesicaria subsp. sativa (arugula), 1583 nucleotides long. The record is from the annotation of a GenBank genome assembly. Lineage: Eukaryota; Viridiplantae; Streptophyta; Magnoliopsida; Brassicales; Brassicaceae.
CGACGACUUUUGUAAGCGUCUCUCUCUAGUGUUUUAUCUCCAGGAUCUUCCUUGUUUCUUAUUCAUGGAUAAAAUUCUUGAGAAUCAUCAGUUUGCAACGCAUUUCGACGACUUUUGUAAGCGUCUCUCUCUAGUGUUUUAUCUCCAGGAUCUUCCUUGUUUCUUAUUCAUGGAUAAAAUUCUUGAGAAUCAUCAGUUUGCAACGCAUGCCAUCGCCGCAUCAGCCUCUGUCUCGGUAGGAACUGCUCUUGCUUACCCUCUUGAUACCAUCAAAACCAUCAUUCAGGUUGGUUCAGGACCGAGUAAGAAGCUAAGCCCUUCUCAAGUCGUGAACAGAGUUUUCCGCGUCUCUGGCUAUUCAGGUCUGUACAGUGGUCUUGGAUGGUUAAGUUUGGGAAGAAUCUCAGGUGUUGGUGCAAGGUUCGGAGUCUAUGAGAUUCUUACAGCUUUCUACAAAGAUGGUCGACAUGGUAACUAUGUGCAAGUCAGUGAAGCCGUCCUGGCAGGGAUGGUGGGAGGUGCGGCAGAAACAGUGAUGACUUCUCCGUUCGAGCUGAUCAAAGUCCGGCAACAAGUGACUGCUGCAUCACGGGCUACUCACGCUACCACUGUUGCAGAAACCGCGCCAGUGGUUUCACCCAUGAUCACAAAACUGCUAAGAAGAUACACUCUUGAUGUGAAGUCCUUGACACAAACCGUCAGGCUCUUAUCCGUUUUGAACCAUAAACACCCAAACAUGGCAGCCGCUUUGCAAGAGUACCCAUGGAUGAUGACUGGAACAGGAAACCCACCAUCAGCCAUGGAUGUUAAGAGACCUCUAGAUGUUGCAUCACUUGAAGGAGUAAGGGCGUUAUGGAGAAAUCUUCGUUCAGGUCUUAUAAGUGAUUGUGUUUACGGUGGAGUUUUCUUCGGAACAUGGCAGUUCCUUCACGAGGCAAUGAUCGGUUGGAAAGCAGUCGGAAUGAAUCCUCUGCCAAGUUCUGAAGAAGAGGUCGGACCUUUAUCUCCGGUGGCUAUUAGCAUUGCCGCUGGAUUUUCCGGUGCCAUUGCAGCUGCAGCAUCUCAUAGCUUUGACUCAGCAAGAACACGUGCUCAGUGUGUAAUAUUGCCAAAGUAUAUAGCAAAGGAGAGGAAGUUUCUGAAAUGGAAUAAACCAGGCAAGAGAUUAGAGAGAUGGACAGGUAUUCAUCCUACAGACAGAAAUCUCUUGUUCAGAGGGAUUGGGACAAGGAUGGCUCGAAGCUCUGUUGCUUCCACUGUUAUUGUUGGAAGCUAUUACUUAGCUGUCGAUCUAUUGGUUCCAAAGUGAUAAGAGGAUUAAUACCUCACACAAUCUACGAAUCUGUCUUAUAAUCGAUACCUCAGCUUCGCUAUUUUGUAAUAGUAACCAUCGUUUUGUUUACAUGACAAACUUCGUGUUUAUGCAUCAUUUCUACUCUUUUAUUUGACAUUAACAAUCAAAUAAUUACAGAAUAGUUGACUGUCCUGUAUACAAUACCAGGAGACUCCUCAUUAACGGCUUAUAUUAUGGAAGCAAACAAGCUUAGAACAUACAUGAAGAUAAAAGUUCAACAUCCAAUAUU